AAAAAGAAGAAGCGGCAGCAGCAGCAGCAGCAGAAGAAGAGAUCUCAUGUUGCUAGGAAACCGUUGUUUAGUAGUAUCAGCGUGGGACGCGAGAAGCCACUUUAUUUUCAUUUGAGGUGAUAACGCACUCACAAAUAAUGCCACCAAAAAGAAAAUCUUCCAACAAGUCCCCAAAGGGUAAAACUCCAACAGUAGUGGAUGGUUUGUCCACAGAUGAGAUGUCUAAAGAGCAGUUGGAGGAGCACAUUGUGCGUCUGCGAGAGGAGCUGGACAGAGAACGGGAGGAACGCAACUAUUUCCAAUUAGAGAGGGACAAAAUCCACACGUUUUGGGAAAUCACCAAAAGACAACUGGAAGAGAAAAAGUGUGAACUGAGAAACAGAGAGCGUGAACUGGAGGAGGGCGAGCGCCACCAAGUGGAAAUAAAGGUUUAUAAGCAGAAGGUGAAGCACUUAUUGUAUGAACAGCAGAACAUGCUCUCUGAGCUAAAGGCUGAAAGUGUUGUCAGCACUAAACUGCUGCAGAAGGAGCAUGCUGACCUUGAGGAUCAGCUGCGGAAGGACAUGUGCUGCUUGAAAGUAGAUGUGAAAGAGCAGGAGCUGUCCAGUGAGAAUGUGAUCAAGAACCUUCAUCUGAAACAUGAUGAGGAAAUGACUGUUCUGAGAAAUGAUUUUGCCAGACAAGUACGAGAAAUUGAGUCCAAAUACAAGAAAAGGAUGCAGAAACUACGGCAGGAGGAACAACUAAGACGCAAAACAGAGAUUCAUGAGAUCGAGGAACGAAAGAACAGUCACAUCAACAUGCUGAUGAUGAAUCAUGAGAAAGCUUUCAGAGACAUCAGGAACUACUUCAGUGACAUUGUCUACAAGAAUCUGGACAUUAUAACUUCACUCAAGGAAGAGUUAAAGGAGAUGAAAAGGAAGGAGGAGAAGAGAAAUAAAGAGAUGGCUGAAGUGCUUGAGGAGAAUAAGGACCUUAGAGAGUCUCCACAAAAGGCCAAAGAGGAAGUUGCAGAACUUCAGAAACGGCUCGCCAACUAUGAGAAGGACAGGAGUGCUCUAGCUAGAACAAGAGCUCGUCUCAAAAUAUCUGAAAGUGAAAUGAAGGAGCUUAAGUGGGUGCAUGAAGUGUUGGAACAGAGAUUUACUAAGGUUCAGUUGGAGCGAGACGAGCUGUACAUGAAGUUCACUAAAGUCAUCCAGGAGGUUCAGCAGAAAAGUGGCUUUAAAAACCUGCUACUGGAGUGCAAACUGAGUGCACUCAAUGACACACUGAAGAAGAAGGAAGCACAGCUCAGUGAGGUGCUGUCUGCUUCCAACCUGGACCCCAGCACCCUAAACAUGGUCACCCAUAAACUAGAGGAAGUUUUGGAGUCCAAAAAUCAUACUAUCAGAGACCUACAGUAUGAAGUGGCACGAGUUUGCAAGGCCCAUAAUGACCUCCUGAAGACUUCUGUAGCAAAGCUGCAGGCAUUUGGGAUCCCUGUGGAAGAACUCGGCUUUAAGCCACUCGAAAGCAGUUCUGGACAGAGUCUUGGCCAGAGCCCUGCUGCCCUCGUUUAUGCUUCAAAUUAGCAAGAAAGGGAAAAUAUACACCCUUAAAACUUGUGAUACAUAUAACGUCCACAUGCACAGACACUUAUGAAAUUCUAAUACACUAAAGACAUAUUCUUUAAGGUUUGUAUGUAUAAUUCAUUAUAUGUUAUGGAUAUGCAUGAGAUUCUCUGUAUAAAUCAUUUUCAGUGUAAAUGGAAGUCACUUUGUCCACUAUGUCAGUUUGUGAGGGUCAA
Molecule: messenger RNA, 1789 nt
Organism: Onychostoma macrolepis
Lineage: Eukaryota; Metazoa; Chordata; Actinopteri; Cypriniformes; Cyprinidae
Gene: drc4
Product: growth arrest-specific 8
Biological process (GO): flagellated sperm motility
Cellular component (GO): microtubule; motile cilium; Golgi apparatus
Molecular function (GO): small GTPase binding; microtubule binding
Source: RefSeq, a predicted model, not a curated record